ACGAGCUACUGGGCGGACUGCACGCCGGCCGCCACUGACGCGCUGCUGCGGCCUGUGACGCGCUUCUGGCUGCAGGAGACGCUGCGGCUCGGGCGCUGGCUGCGGACCGACAGUCACCCGUUCUUCGAGCCGCCGCCCAGACCUGCAGAUUUGUGGCUGCAGUACCCCAGAGACUACCAGGACGCAACAGGGCAGGAGCAGGUCGACGGCGACGGCGACGUCAACAUGGAGACGCCCACCGCUACUGCAGAGCACAGGAUGCAGCUGCCCUGCUCACCCAACUGCAUCUUCAGAGACGAAGUGCCGCUGUGGCCCUACUUCACAGCCUUCCUGGCGCAGCCGAUACGAGACGUCCACGAACUCGCAGCCAGACUGCAACUGUACGGGCCG
Messenger RNA from Phytophthora sojae, 390 nucleotides. RefSeq lists its product as hypothetical. The transcript has a single exon. The annotation marks the transcript as partial. Lineage: Eukaryota; Oomycota; Peronosporomycetes; Peronosporales; Peronosporaceae. The record is from RefSeq and is a predicted model, not a curated record.